Molecule: messenger RNA, 637 nt
Organism: Oppia nitens
Lineage: Eukaryota; Metazoa; Arthropoda; Arachnida; Sarcoptiformes; Oppiidae
Exons: 2
Coding region: 98-409 (103 amino acids)
Source: RefSeq, a predicted model, not a curated record
CAUUAUUAAAAAAAAUAAAUUAUACCAUAAUAUACAGUAUAAAUAUACUUAUUUGUAUAUAUAUAAAAAUCGGCUCUGGGUCUAUUUGAAAUCAAUUAUGACUGUCCAACAACUAUUAAAUGGACGCAAAUUACUUUUACUGACACUGAUUACUGUAUCAACUCUAGUGGCCAUCACUACUACCGGUGCUUAUGGCUAUCGUUUAAAACGAGAUGCCGAUGAAGCCGAGACUACUACCGAAGCUGCUGCUGGUGGUGACAGUACCGCCGACGGAGGUGCUGGUGGUGCUACCGAAUCGGACGAUCAAGUAGUGGGCGAAAUGAAACUAUCGGAUAUUACGCCAAAAUAUCCGGAAAAAAUUGAUAAAAUAUUAAAAGAGUCCGCAAGCGUACAGAAAACAAUAUUAUAGACACUCGGCAUAGGGGUGGGGUAGGGAGCGGGGGUAGGGGUAGGUUUAAUGUGUAUGUGUAUAGCGCCUCCUGACUAUUUUUUAGGAGGCACCCAUUUAGCUCAGAUAUCUAUCUAUUUAGUUAAAUAAUCUGUUAUUUUGUUUUUGUGUUUUUUUUUAAAAAUAUAUUGUAUUAAAAAAUUAAUAUUACUUGAAGUUUGUAUAUGUGUUUAGAUUUUUUUUAUAUAC